Molecule: messenger RNA, 564 nt
Organism: Paramuricea clavata
Lineage: Eukaryota; Metazoa; Cnidaria; Anthozoa; Malacalcyonacea; Plexauridae
Source: the annotation of a GenBank genome assembly
AUGGAAAUUAAUGCUUCCAACUUCCGUAAUUGGCUUGACAAAGAACUUCAAGAUGUUUUAGCCGUGCGACUUGGUAAAAUGAGACUCUCGACGAGGGGAGAAAUUAAGUCCGGUGUGGAUACCGCCGGAACUAAAUUAACAUCUCAUUUUGUACCUAAUAAAACUACCAUAAAGAAACCUACUUUUGGAAAUCUUUUGGUAGCUGAUAAUGUUUCAGUUAAAUGUCCAAUUUGUCUGAAAAUUGGUCAUUUAGCUGAUACUUGUAGAACCUUUCUUAGAGAAGCUGUUAAGUCAAGGAUACGUCUUGUUCGUGACAAGAAACUUUGUUAUCGUUGUCUUAAAGUUGGCCAUAUAGCUUCGGGUUGUCCCGAUCCUAAGAAAUGCUCAUGUGGUAAAGACCAUCAUUUCAGGUUGCAUCGCGAUGUGGAAGGGAAAGUCCUAAACGUGCAAGCGUUUAUUACCACUGAAAUAGAAGUAUUUGAAACUGACGGAGAAGGUUCUGCUUCAGAAUCUGAAGAUUCCGAAGAAAAUGCUAGUCAAGUUGAGGAAACUCAACAAGACUGA